AUGUGGCGCUUAUUCAGUUUUGAGGUUCAAUACAGAACCCCACCUGUUGAGAGGUUAAGCUUUCACCUGUCGGAUUGCCAAUCAGUUGUUUUCCAAGAUGAUGAUAGCGUUGACCGUGUUCUGAAUAGAGAGACAGUUGCACAAAGUAUGUUCAAUGAAUGGUUUGUAGCAAAUCAAAAAUACCCAGAAGCCAGGUUGUUAAGUUACAUUGAGAUGCCUACAAAAUUUGUUUGGAAAAAGGACAUUCGUGAAUGGCAUCCGAGAAAGAAAGGUUUCACCAUUGGUCGCAUAUUCUAUGUUCCACCAGCAUCUGGUGAAAUAUAUUAUUUAAGGUGCUUAUUGAAUGUAGCCCGUGGUCCUACAAGUUUUAAAGAUAUUAGGACAUAUAAUGGGGUUGAGUAUACUACAUCUAGGGAUGCAUGUUAUGCUCACGGCCUGUUGGAUGAUGAUAAAGCGUAUAUUGAUGCUAUAGUAGAAGCCAGUUAUUGGUCUACUGCUCAUUCAAUGAGGAAAUUGUUUGUUGUGCUAUUAACCUCGAGUUCGAUGAUUAGGCCGGAAAAUGUUUGGAAUGAGGUGUGGCAACAUUUGUCAGAGGAUGCUCAACAUUAUCAAAGAAGAAUACUACAACAAUCAGAUUUGGUUUUAACAGAUGAAGAGAAGAAAAAUUUUGGAUUAAUUGAGUUGGAGAAAUUGCUGGAACUACAGAAUAGAUCUUUAAAGGACUUCCCCCCGAUGCCUAUUCCAGACAUUGUUAACACAAGAUUGGUUCAAAACAGAUUGGUGUUUGAAGAAGUAUCUUAUGAUCGUGAGUUUUUACAACAAGAAGCUCAAGAGUUGUGUGCUAAGUUGACGGAAGAGCAGAGAUCUAUAUAUGACACCGUUUUAAAAGAUAUUUCAGGUAAUCUGGGUGGAUUAUUUUUUGUGUAUGGUUAUGGUGGCACUGGCAAAACAUUCUUAUGGAGAGCAUUGUCAUCCACUUUACGAGGUAAAGGGAAAAUUGUUUUAAAUGUGGCAUCAAGUGGUAUAGCUUCAUUGUUGUUACCUGGUGGACGAACUGCACACUCAAGUUGCAAGGUACUGAGGCUCACGAAGAACUUGCGUCUGAAUACUGUCAAAGACACGGUAGAACAACAAGAUUCAGAACAAUUUGCAGAUUGGAUAGCUUCUAUUGGCGAUGGGAAAAUUGGUGGACCUAAUGAUGGUUAUGCAGAAGUUGAAAUACCCAAUCAUAUGUUACUAUCGUCAGAUGGUGACCAUAUUGAAACCAUUGUUAGAAGUACAUUUCCUAUGUUUGCCAAUGGUAAUUCUGAUGCAAGUUAUCUUCAAGGGCGUGUUAUACUAGCACCUACACUGGACGUAGUGAACUCAGUGAAUGAAUAUAUGAGUGAGUUGCAUACGGCUGAAAGUAUAACAUAUUUUAGUUGUGACACAAUAUGCAAAGCUGAUGCAAACGCUGGAAUACUGGGUGAUGUACACACACCGGAAUUUUUGAACGGCAUUAGAGCUUCAGGCGUACCAAACCAUUCAUUAACUUUAAAAAUUGGCUCACCAGUCAUGUUGUUAAGAAAUGUCGAUCAUUCAGUUGGAUUGUGUAAUGGUACGCGGUUGGUAAUCACCAAGUUAGCAGACCGUGUAAUUGAAGCCGAGUUAAUGGAUGGUGCUAACAAAGGAACAAAAGUGUUGAUCCCUAGAAUGUCAAUGUCACCAUCUGAUACCAGAGCUGACUCAGCUACUCAUCCUGCUUGCCCACCGCUCUUAUUACGCCCGCGCCUCACGCGCUUCUGGGUCGAGAUAUUUUUUCUUCCCAAAUCCAAUGGAAAAGAGCUACGGGAGUUCUUUUACACGCGCAGGGAGUAUCGUGGGUGGCUACUAGUCACGUGUGUUGGUCUCUUUGGACGGAUCUUCGGGGAUUAA
Molecule: messenger RNA, 1914 nt
Organism: Ipomoea nil (Japanese morning glory)
Lineage: Eukaryota; Viridiplantae; Streptophyta; Magnoliopsida; Solanales; Convolvulaceae
Exons: 4
Coding region: 1-1914 (637 amino acids)
Biological process (GO): DNA repair; telomere maintenance
Molecular function (GO): DNA helicase activity
Source: RefSeq, a predicted model, not a curated record